AGAAGGUACAAGGAUAAGAGCUAAGAAAGUGUAAUUCAUUAAUCAUUCAUGCAUAUGUUAUUUAGUUAAACAAAUUCAAGUCAAGUUUUGUCUUCCUAUUUCCAUUAAUAAGAUGUUUAGCUUAUUUGAUGGCUUUAAAAGCUUUAACUUUUUUUUUUUUUCCUCCCCAGGGGGAUACUAAUAAAUCUUUUUGUCAAUGGGGUACAAUAGAAUUUCCCAAGUGAUUUGGGGAGCUUGACAUGUCGUCCUCUUUGGGGGAGCUUGACAUGCAAUCUAUCUUUUAAUGUUUGCAAUCAGGCAGAAUGUGUAUAUUUAAUUUUUCUGGUACAUUCUGUCAUCGAUCAUCUAUUCCCACAGAUUUUGUGGCUUGAAUUUUGAAUGAUUUUACUUGUUUUUCACUUUUAAGUGACAUUCUUAUCUUUUACUUAAUGAUGUACAACCUAUUCAUUUUCUAUGGAGCAAACUUUGAUCUCCAAUUUGUAGGCCUAUGCCUCUUACAUGAAAGGGAAUUUACUGUUUGAAAAAGAAGAGAACUGGAAUGUUGCAUUAAAGAGUUUCAAGAGUGCCAGGGCUGUUUAUGAGGAGCUUGGGAAAUAUGGAGACUUGGAGAAUCAACAAUUGUGUCGUGAACGUGUUCAGGAACUGGACCCGAAUAUACGGUAUUGUCUACACAAAAUUGGAGAGUCAAAUCUACAAACAUCUGAACUUGUGCACAUAGAUGAAAUGGAAGGACCUGCGCUGGACCUUUUUAAGGCUAAAUUGGAGGCUGUUAUGGCAGAGGCUAGAUCUCAACAGGCUGCAUCUAUGACCGAAUUUAAUUGGCUAGGUCAUAAAUUUCCAAUUUCAAAUGCCAAGACACGGGUUUCCAUAUUGAAAGCUCAGGAAUUGGAGAAAGAUCUUCAUGGUCCAACAGCAAACUCUCUUACAGCUGAGAAAAGGCUUAUUGUGUUCGACAAAAUUUUUGCCGCAUACCAUGAGGCCAGAAGUUGCAUCCGUAGUGACUUGGUUACAGCAGGUAGUUCUGAAAACCUGAAGGAUGAUCUGAGUGCCCUAGAUAAAGCUAUUGGCGCUGUAUUAGGACAACGAACUAUUGAGCGGAACCAGUUGUUAGUUAGCUUAGCCAAAAGUAAACUUAAUAAGGUCCGUGAUGACAAAACUGAGAAAGUCACCAAGCCUGAAGAGCUUGUACGAUUAUAUGAUCUUUUGUUACAGAAUACAGCUGAUCUUUCUGAUUUAGUUAGCUCUGGAAGGGAUAGAAAACCAGAAGAAGUGGCAUUUACUGAAGAAUGCGAACUCAAAAGUUUGGUAUUUCGAGCAGAAAGGUGUUUUUACUUGGCUAAAUCCUACAGUUCUGCUGGAAAGAGGACAGAAGCAUAUGCUUUGUACUGCCGAGCUCGCUCUCUAGCUGAUACUGCCCUGAAAAAAAUUCAGAAUUUGACUACCCCAGAUCAGGUAACAAUCAAGGAAUUGGAGAUGUUAUACAAUGACAGUAGAUCCCAUAGUUGUAUAGAGCAUGCAACUGGUGUUAUGGAGGAGCAGAAAGCUCCCGAGAAUCUCUCAAAAAAGAUCUCUACUUUAUCACUAACGAAAAAUGACAAUAAGCUGGAGAAAUUUCUUAUCGAGAAAUUGGAUAGUUACGAAUCUGCAGUUGGUGAUUCCAACACGAGAGGAAUUCCUCGUAUUGAUGCCUUCCCACCUGCCUUCCAAGCAACUCCUCGCAAUCCAAUUGUUCUAGAUCUUGCAUUUAAUUCAAUUGAGUUCCCAUCACUUGAGAACAGGAUGAAGAAAGACAAAAAGGGCUUCAUUAGUCGGCUUUGGCGAUAAGCUGUUUGGGUGGCCUUGAAUCCAUGGGAUUUUUUUGUUACUCAAAAUUUAAUAUCCAUACAAGGAGGAAGACACGAUGAAAUGAGUACUUUUCCAAAUCUGAAUAUUUUCGGUUCGCUGGAUUCUGUAGAACAAAAAUAACUUGAAAUGGGACUGUCAACAAAUUUCCUCACCCAUUUGUGCUCUGACUGCAGUGGAAAUGAUGGGAUUGAACAGAUUUUUGGAGUUCAAUUUGCCUUGGAUCUGAAUUUCUUCUUUGUUUCAUUGUUUUGAGAGAUGGACUUUGCUAUUGGCUUUCUGAGAAGGUAAUUUGUUUUAUAGGGAAGUAUUGUGUGUGAACAACAUAUCGAAUGCACAAAUAGG
This is a messenger RNA of Ilex paraguariensis (yerba mate), 2187 nucleotides long. NCBI's taxonomy places the organism in Eukaryota, Viridiplantae, Streptophyta, Magnoliopsida, Aquifoliales, Aquifoliaceae. The record is from the annotation of a GenBank genome assembly.